AUGAUUGCUGUUACUGUUGUUGUAUUCGUUGUCACCAAUGUCAUUUGCCAGGGAAUGCAUUUGCCUCUUCGGGGACAAACCUUCCGGCAAUACGGUUUCGUGAUCGAUCCCACGACUACGACGAGUCCAGCACCCGAGUCCCCAACCAGCCAAGGCUUACCAGGCAUCCCGACAUUUAUACUUCCAGACAGACUGCUUUUUCUUGUCGCCUUUCUACAACGGUUGGCCGUAUACACCGUCGCCCUGGCUGGCACACAGAGAACCCGGAGCAUUGAGCUGGUCACAUUCGAUCAUCCUUCCCCCUCCGCAAACGGUUUACAGUCACCCCCACGCUACCCUCGCCCUGACAGGUUAGGGUCCGCAAAGGAAGACAAAAGAGGAGGAAGAGGUGGAUCGGAUCCUGCUUCUUCAACAACUAGUUCUGCUGCUCCUAGAGGCUGGUGGAAAAGCGUAGAGGAUCAUUUUUCUCGGCCUGACGGAGUUGCGGACAGAAAGAAGCCAUCUCCGGAGGGAAGAGUACAUAAAUGGGAAGCGCGGCGGGAUACUGGAGACGAUCACUAUUCUGAGACGGGGGGUACUGUGAGCCUUAGGAAUAGGAAUAGGAAUACCAGACGGCGCCGUUGGGGGACCCAGACAAGGGACGACGACGACAUUAUGAAGUUCUCCCACAGCAUCCAGUUCAAUGCUGUACCGGAUUGGAGCAACUAUUAUAUUGCAUAUAGCAAUCUGAAGAAACUGAUAUACUCGCUCGAAAGGCAGGUCAACCGUCUCGACGAUACUGGCGAAACUGUCGAGUCUGCCCCCCUCCUCGACACUUCGGUAGACACUGAUGCUGUGUUUCGCCGUGCUCUUGACGGCGAGCUAGAGAAGAUAUGCUCUUUCUUCCAUCCCACCGAGGCCGAGCUUUACGAAGAGGUCGAGAAUGUUGUCAAAGAUGAGGAAACGUAUAUGCAAGAAACAAAGGGGUUGAAUAUGGAUUCGGUCGGGGACACAGUGGUCCGAACUCGAACAUUGAGUUUCAAUUCUCCUCGUCGUGGAGCUGCUUUCAGCAAUUCUGGUUUCGGAGCCCAGGGCGGGGACGAACCAAGAUAUACGCGUGCUAGCAAAACCAGAGAAACCGCGGUUGGCGAAGUCGCUACUAAGAAUCAGGAUGUCAAUACCGAUGAUGAUGAGAUGGAUAUCGAUGAACCCCAAGAUCAGGCCGGACGUCGUCGCCCGCUCCGGAAGGACAACCCCAAGCAUGUGGCUGGUGAACUGCUAGACCGUUCUGUGAGCAAUAUGAGCGAGUUGAGAACUCCGAUCGGUGGCCCUGAUACGGAUCACGAUUCUACUCUUGAUCCCAACUAUUCCGCCUUAUAUAAUUCUGGCAUAUCGCUGAAGAAGCGCAUCAUUAGCAUAUAUGUUUCUCUUUGCGACCUCAAGUCGUUCAUCCAACUCAAUCGAACGGGCUUCACGAAGGCAUUGAAAAAAUAUGAUAAAACCCUCGAUCGCAGCCUUAGGCGUCAGUAUAUGAACACUAUCGUCUUAACCGCCUAUCCAUUUACGAAUCCCACAAUGGAGCUGCUCAAUGGCCGUAUUUCUAGAAUUGAGAAGCUCUAUGCAGAGCUCGUCGCGAAGGGUGACCUCGCGCUUUCCAAGCGGGAAUUGAGAUUACAUCUUAGAGAACAUGUUGUGUGGGAACGGAACACUGUGUGGCGGGAAAUGAUUGGUAUCGAACGCAAAUCACAGGCAGCGAAUAUGGGCGUACGACGGACGCUCCUUGCAGGGGACCAGGAUCCUCUGACUGCACAAAGACAGGGUGAUGAGCAAGAGCCUACCAGCAAGGAAAUUAUGACUCCCGUAGGACGAUGUCCCGUCCCAACGUGGCUACUUAGCUCUACUUUUUUCAUGCUGGUAGCCAUCGUGAUUAUCUUCUGCGUUAUGCUGGUGCUUCCGAUUAUGUCGAAGCCAGAGCAACAGAAUUGCCUAGCCAUGUUGGUUUUUGUCAGUUUACUCUGGUCCACAGAGGUGAUCCCACUUUUCGUCACAUCAUUGCUUGUCCCCUUCCUUGUGGUCACUCUCCGCAUUAUGCGAACCGAAGAGAAACCCUACCGGCGCCUAAGCUCAAGAGAAGCAACCGGAGCUGCUUUCGCGGCGAUGUGGACGCCCGUCAUUAUGCUCUUGCUUGGCGGCUUUACUAUUGCUGCUGCUUUGUCGAAAUAUGACAUUGCCCGGAGGAUGGCAACAUUUGUCUUGAGUAAAGCGGGAACGAAACCACGAAUUGUUUUGGUCACAAACAUGUUUGUCAGUAUGAUAUUGAGUAUGUUCAUUAGCAAUGUAGCGGCUCCGGUUUUGUGUUUUUCCAUCAUCCAGCCAAUGCUCCGAAACCUCCCCACAGACUCCCGGUUCUCUAAAGCCCUUAUCCUGGGCAUCGCCCUAGCCUCUAACGUCGGCGGCGCCGCAUCCCCUAUCGCAUCCCCGCAGAACAUCAUCGCCCUCCAAAACAUGAACCCAGCCAUAAGUUGGGGGACCUGGUUCUUCAUUGCCCUACCCGUUUGCAUCAUUUGCAUCAUCGGAAUCUGGAUUCUUCUUCUCGUCACUUUCCAUCCGGGUCGUGGCACUACAAUCGUCCCCAUUCGACCAGUCAAGGACAAAUUCUCUGGUGUGCAAUGGUUCAUCACCCUCGUGACCCUCUUCACUAUCAUCCUCUGGUGCGUCAGCCACGAGCUCGAAACUACUCUGGGUGACAUGGGCGUUAUCGCCAUUAUCCCGCUGGUGUUAUUCUUCGGCACGGGAAUCCUCACCAAGGAAGACUUCAACAACUUUCUCUGGACCAUCAUCAUCCUCGCCUCGGGCGGCCUCUGUCUGGGACACGCUGUCACUUCGUCAGGCCUCUUGCAUACUAUUGCCAAAGCUAUCACGGAGCGUGUGGGGGAUUUCAGCCUGUAUGGUGUCCUCAUAUCAUUCACAGGCCUCAUCUUAGUUGUGGCUACAUUCAUCUCGCAUACCGUUGCAGCCCUGAUUAUGCUCCCACUUGUCCAGCAGGUGGGCGCAAGCAUGAAUCAGCCCCACCCGAAUCUGCUGGUUAUGGGUAGUGCCCUGAUGUGCUCCGUUGCCAUGGGUUUGCCGACCAGCGGGUUUCCAAAUAUGACUGCUAUUAUGAUGGAAGUCCCCGAAACCGGCCAACGAUAUCUCCGUGUCCGCCACUUCAUCACUCGCGGUGUUCCGGCGAGUAUUUUGUCAUAUGGUGUGGUGGUGACUGUGGGCUAUGGGCUGAUGAUUGUUGCGGGUCUGUAA
Messenger RNA from Histoplasma capsulatum G186AR, 3276 nucleotides. Its product is annotated as SPX domain-containing protein. Gene Ontology annotation, molecular function: phosphate transmembrane transporter activity. Bases 1 to 3276 code for a protein of 1091 amino acids. The record is from RefSeq and is a predicted model, not a curated record. Gene Ontology annotation, cellular component: membrane. NCBI's taxonomy places the organism in Eukaryota, Fungi, Ascomycota, Eurotiomycetes, Onygenales, Ajellomycetaceae. The transcript is spliced from 6 exons. Gene Ontology annotation, biological process: monoatomic anion transmembrane transport; polyphosphate metabolic process; phosphate ion transport.